GCCAUGAAGAUCUCGCUUAGUCCUAUAAUCGACGAAUUGCUAAAGGUUGGACUUCCAGGAAAGUUUGAAGAGGAUGAAGAUUGGACCACGGUUCCUUUUGACGUGGAGUAUUUUGCAGAAGCAAGGAAUAUUUUACGCAAAUGGCGUGAAGAGCACGUUCGUCGAUCCGAAGAAACGGUAGAAAUAUGGGAAUUUGUAUUGAGUCGUCAUCCGCGCGAUCUGGGUGAUGAAUUAUGGCUGGUUUACGAGCAGGUCUGUAUAGCUGCUCUGGAUACAGCACGAGCAGACGUUGUGGUGGAGUGUAUACGUGCUUUGCAAGCGAAAUUUCCACGAAGCAAUCGUGUCCUGAAAUUACAAGCCAUGCGUCUUGAAGCUUUACAGCGAUAUGAUAGUGCCACGCAUCUCUAUGAGCAGCUAAUUGAAUCAGAUCCAACAAACAUGUCCUAUCGAAAACGGCGAAUAGCAAUUCUGAAAGCACGUGGUGAACGACAGGAAGCCAUACAUGCACUGAAUGAUUAUUUGAAAGUAUUCAUAAAUGAUACAGAAGCAUGGCUGGAACUUUCCGACCUAUUUCUGCAGGAAGGUGAUCUUGCACGUGCCGCGCACUGUAUGGAAGAGCUUAUCUUAACGAAUCCUCAUAACAGUUUAUAUUUGCGUCGAUUAGCUGAAAUACGUUAUACGCAAGGAGGCCAAGAAAAUACAGAGCUGGCCAAAUCGUAUUUUGAACAAGCAGUACAAACAAAUCCGUCAUGUGCUCGUUCUCGCUAUGGAAUUGUUUUGUGUUGCAUGUGUUUAUCAUCAAAGAGCAGUGGACAGCGGAAAAAGGAUUACGUGCAAACUGGCUUGGCCGCUCUUGAAAAGCUAAAAAACUGGUAUGAUGAAGCGAAUACUGAAGACUGGACAGAAAUGUGCAAUACCGCAUUUUUUAUACAGACACAUACGCUGGAAAGUCUAAAAAAACAGCUGGAAAGCUGA
This is a messenger RNA of Gongylonema pulchrum, 975 nucleotides long. Lineage: Eukaryota; Metazoa; Nematoda; Chromadorea; Rhabditida; Gongylonematidae. The record is from the annotation of a GenBank genome assembly.